ACAUUGUGAUUAUCAUACCGGAAGUGCUAGUCUGAGAUGUCGGCGCGGAAACCGAAAAGUAGGGAAACGGAAUGGCUGAAAAAUGUUCAAAGUCUAAACUAAAACGUAAGAAGAGUUCCGUGGAGGACCUGCAGUCCGACUUAUGUUCCUUGGGAGCACCGAAGAGGAGCCGCAGUGUAACUCUGCUGUCCGGAGACGGAGCAACAAACUCUGACAGGUCUUCGCUCCAUGCAGCAGGAUCAUGGUGGAACACACUGCAGCCCCCUGCUGUGGAGAGCCUGUGGGCGUUCACACUGAUGUCUGCUCUGCCGCACCUGCAGAACCAGCACCGGUUCCCGGUUCCUGAUCUUCCCCUUCCUCCUGCUGUGAGACCUGCAACACCAAAGCUAGAGGAUCAUUGGAAAUAUGACCUCCUCAGUGAAGUUCCUCCCUUUCCAGAAAUCUAUCCACUUACCCCGGAGACUCCACCAGGCUUAGAUCCUCUCAGCGUAUCUUCUUCACAGGAGAAUGUCCCAUUGCAGACCAGGCCUUCUCUAAAGACGCCUGACAGAGGUCCUACCACUCACAACAGACAGAGUCCUGAACAGCAAACCGAGCCGUGCCAACCCCUGCUCAGCAGGAGUCAAAGGCCGACUGUACACAGGUUGGAGAAGGCAGCAUCAUCUUCAGCAGGACAGCCGUGGGUCAAAGGAGAACUAAAACGGUGGAGUGGACCAGUGAGCAGACAGCUUCAAACUGAGUUGGUGAAAGUUUCCAACCCACCAGUUUCUACAGGUGAAGAAGAUCAGGUGCAGAGAGUUGGCAAACCUGAAGAAGCAGCUCUGCAGAGCUGCCCCAUGUGUCUACAAGGGUUCCCUGCUGGGUUCACGCAGAUGGAGCGGGACAGCCACCUGGCCCAGUGUUUCUCUGAGAUGAAUGUGGACAUGACCUGGUGAGGCGACAAGAAGCUGGCUACGAUCCCGGAUUUGCAGGCAACACAGAUGCCCCGGCACAGUCCAGGAUCCGGUUAAAUGGAAGAGGAAGUGGUCUGAGUGCAGCACCUUGAAGGAAUUAAGUUAUUUACUGAGCUGCUGAAACUUUCCAUAGGCUCUACAAUGAGAACCCAGCGGGUCAGAACUGAUGGAGAAUUAAUGGGGAUAUUCACUUCCACAGAGAAGGAGGUGGGAAGAACCUUCCUGUUAAGGAAAAUUCCCCAAAACUGUUCAUGCUUUUUAUUCCAUCACAUCAGAACACAUCACUGUUUAGUCAGAUUCUGUUUCCACACAGUUACUGGGGUGGAGAUCUGGGGGAGUGUUACUGUUUCUGAAGAAAACGUUGGGUGUAGCUGCUUCCUUUUCAACGAUUUGUCACAUUUAAAGCAGGUUCAGGAAACAUAAUGUUGGCCUCAUUGCAUAAUUAGCCAAGUCAUGACUUAGGUUAUUAUGCUAUGAGGCUAAUGAUAAUUAUCUGCAUUAAAAUCCAAGUUCAGGGAAACCUGCUGAGAAUUCCUUCAGGUCCUGCUCAUUGGAUAACUUCAGUUAGGUGGAGUUUUAACACUAACCCGCAAAACAGAAUCAAGAAUGAAAUAAAAACAUGGUUUCUGUUUUAUAAUCCAUGAUUUUGCUCACAUAAACUCAGCAACAACAAUGUAAUAAUAUCUGCAUUACAUGUUCAGCUGCUGUUGGAUACUUCACAGUAGGAGGUGUUGUUAAACUGAGAUGAGAAAGCCCUCGGGUUGAGGCAUGUAUGUUAAGCAGAGGGUCAGUUUCCUGUGUUGGGAUGGAACACAGGAUUCCUAAGGAAUGAGGGGUAUUCCUAAGGUGAUUCCUGACUAAUGAAAUUUGAAUGGCUUGAUUGACAUGAAAUCAUUCUGGACUGUGAGAUGAAGAGGAAAUUCUGGUGGACCAGUUCAGUCAAAUGUUGGUACCUAGAUGACAUUAAGAACUUGCAUGCAUGUAUGUUGUCCAUUUGAGGCUUUAAACUUUUAUUAAAAAUACUUGAUUUAAAAAAAAACAGAAA
This is a messenger RNA of Girardinichthys multiradiatus, 1998 nucleotides long. Its product is annotated as Fanconi anemia core complex-associated protein 20. Gene Ontology annotation, molecular function: ubiquitin binding. Bases 72 to 935 code for a protein of 287 amino acids. The record is from RefSeq and is a predicted model, not a curated record. The transcript is spliced from 4 exons. Lineage: Eukaryota; Metazoa; Chordata; Actinopteri; Cyprinodontiformes; Goodeidae.